Molecule: messenger RNA, 20185 nt
Organism: Clupea harengus (Atlantic herring)
Lineage: Eukaryota; Metazoa; Chordata; Actinopteri; Clupeiformes; Clupeidae
Gene: syne2a
Product: nesprin-2
Exons: 87
Coding region: 434-19054 (6206 amino acids)
Cellular component (GO): membrane
Molecular function (GO): protein binding
Source: RefSeq, a predicted model, not a curated record
CCUGAGUGAGUGGAUUGGGGAAGAUCAGUGUGUUGUUUUGAUCACUUUGGACACUGUGCCUCACACGCUCACCUUGUUCACCUUAUCCGGGCCAGUUGUGCACGUUGUUGUGACAGAGCUGAAUGAGGUAUAGAUAGGACUAAAGACAUGUGUUGGUGUGGUUGACUCUGAGGGGCGACUGAGAGCCCUGAAGGGGCUGAGGGACACUCUGGGACCCCCUGAGCCUCUCGUUCGGGCCACCACCUGCGGAAAGGAGAAGGACGGCAGGCUGGAGGUGGUCCAGCCUCACAGCGACAGAAGCAGGGAAACAGCGCCCCCGUCUGACGGAGGGGGAGCGACGGGAGACAGCACCCCGCUGAGAGAGGCUGGCCAGCCAGCUGACCUGACUGCACACCCGGCAUAUUCGCAGGGUGUUACGGGACCCUGUAGGAGUAUGGAGACCCUGCAGGUUUUUCAGAGAAGCGCAGAUCCACCCACUGCCGCCAAACAGGAAGAGGGGUUGUCCGCACAGGAAGUGCAGAUACGGUAUGGCACUGCUCACUCAGCCUUUCACCUCCAGCUGCAGAGGAACAGCCAGCGCCUGUCAGCCCAGCUCCCCCAGGGCCCUGCCACGCUCCAUGUUCUGCACACGCUCCUCCAAGACCUCCAGGCUCUGAGACGAGAGACAGAGGCCCUGUGGUUUGAGUUUGAGCUGCAGUUCUCUCAGUGCGGCCCACAGAUGGAGGAGGUGGAGCAGAGCAGCCUGAGACGGGAGAGAACGGAGCUCAUCCAGCAGUGGAGAGCACAGCAGAUCUGUUUGCAGGCCAGGGUGAAAACUCUACAGACUGCUGUGACACUGAUGGAACCAGCAGACAUUCAGAUAGCCUUCAUCACUAACCGUCUGGACUACAUUACCCAGAAUCCACUUAACAUUACAGAAUUCACCAUCACUGACUCAGGAACCCUACGUGAGGACCUUAAGCUCCUGGAUGAAAACAUUCAGACAGAACUGGACAGGCUGGCAGGAUUGGAUUGGAGUGACAGCGCUCCCAUGGACCCCAGCACUGAACCUGGUCUGGAGCCGGUCCGCUCCGCCAUCCAGCAGGCAGCCCAGAGCUGCCGGGCCCGUCUGGACCAGCAGAGGAAGCGGCUGAGGAGAACUGACUCGGCUCUGGCUGAACUGGAGCGCUUCCUGGGCUCGCUGCAGCAGGCCGGUUCUGAUCUCUCCCACCUCCUCUCGGCCUCCUCCGCCAUGCAAGAGGACAGCUCCAUGCUGACCCCCAUCCAGCGGAGGGCCCAGGAGGCGAUUGCCGAGGCCCCACGAAUCGACACCAUACUGGGGGACGCUGGGCUGAAGGUUACCCUGGAUGGUGCUCUGGCCUCCGGCCUGGAGGUGGCAAGAGCUCUGGGGAGGCGCGUGGAGGAGGCGCAGGCCCGAGUUUCCCAGCCACAGAGGGGGCACGAGAGAGGAGGACAGAGGGAGGAGCAGAGGGAUGGGGAGAAGGAGCGGGAGUUGAGCCACAGGAGGAGGGCGCUGCAGGACACACUGAAGGAGAUGAAGGGAGGUGCAGAAAGGCUGGGUCUGAAGGAGCCCACACUGCCUGCGCUGCAGCAGAGGUUGCGUACGUUCACGGACAUGGAGAGCAAGAUGGCGGCGCUCCACACAGAGCUGCAGUGUGUGCAGGAGGCGUCUGCGCAGACGACCGGCGAGGACUCAGACCCAGGAGCGCUGCAGACUCAGUGGGAGCAGACUCAACUGGCAGUCAAAGAGAGGUGUGAGCAGUGCCAGUCUGUGAUGGACUUGCUGAAGAAGUUCCAGGGCUGCCGCAGCCGCCUGUGCCUGAUCCUGCAGCAGGCGGAGCAGACGAUCGGUGAGCAGGCCUCCUACAUGGGCAAGGACAACCUGCAGCGCCUCUUCAACAGGGUGACGGGUACUAAGGAGGAGCUGAGUGGUCUGGGAGACGGUGUGGAGGAGAUCAGGAGUGUAUGCAGACAGCUGCAGCACCAACUGAGGGGGAUCCCUGACUGUGCAGACGCCCCGUUUGAGAACGAGGCCGACUCCAUCAUGGACCGCUGGCUGGAUGUGAUGGAGCGCACAGACUGCUACCUGGAUAACCUGCGUGUGGGUCUGGCGCUGUGGGACAAGCUGCUGCUGCUGGGGGAGGAGGUAGAGAGCUGGACUUCCAGGAAGCUGGCCUCCUUCACGCAGCAGACCCAGCCCUUUCAGAGCGAAGGCGAGGUCUACAGCAUGCAGGAGGAGAUUAAGUCUCAGGAGGAGAGUGUGGAGCACUUCCACCGGCGCUCCUGUGAGAUCCAGGGCCUCCUCCUGAGCCAGGAGCCUCCGCUGGAGCUGCAGGUGAUGGAGAGCCAGCUGAGAAAGAGGAUGCAGCAGGUGAAGGAGCUCUUCUGCAUGAACACAGAUGUCUUCAAGGAGCUGAUGGCCGCCAAGGGCCAGGUCAGUGCCAAGAUGGCCGCCUGCAAGUCGGCUCUGCAGAGCAUUCACGAUACACUGAGGAGUCUGGGAACCACAGAGGGACAGCCUCUCCUCAAGAAAAUACAGGAGCUCUCUGGUGAGCUGGACACCCAGGCUCGGCAGGUGGACUGCCUGCAGCAGGAGCUGGGCCUCAUGUCCAGCAUGACCAGCUCACAGACUCUGCAGACGCUAGCCACUGACGGCACACGUCUGCAGGAGAGCGUCUGCGCAGCCAGGGAGCUGCUCAAACAUAGGAGGGUGCAGGUGGAGGUGACUCCGAGGCUGCAGGAGGAGCACAGGGAGUUGCAGGAGUGGCUGAAGGCUACAGAGCGUUGGGCGGAGUCUCAUGAUGGACUGGCUGGGCUUCAGGUGGAGAUGAGUAGACAGAGUGCUCGUGUGGAGGCCUUCCGUGCUCUCGUAGCCUCAGUGCAGGGAGAGGGCUUGGACAACGGCAGCCUCCCGGAAGACUGCCGGAAGGUUCUGGAGCGCCACGACUGUCUCCAGACUCGGCUUCAGAGCUCUCCGCAGGCACAGGAGCCGCUCCCCGGGGAGAAGCGAGACCUCCAGACCCCGGCAGAAGAGACGCAGGCACAGGAGUCGCUCUCUGGGGAGAAGCGAGACCUCCAGACUUGGACAGAGGAGGCGCAGGCACAGGAGUCGCUCUCUGGGGAGAAGCGAGACCUCCAGACUUGGACAGAGGAGGCGCAGGCACAGGAGUCGCUCUCUGGGGAGAAGCGAGACCUCCAGACCCCGGCAGAAGAGAAGCAGGCACAGGAGUCGCUCUCUGGGGAGAAGCGAGACCUCCAGACCCCGGCAGAAGAGGCGCAGGCCUGGAUCGGAGAACUGCGGCAGCGGGUUGAGGCUCUGGGUACAGGCACUCAGGGCAGCCAGGCCCAGAUUGAGGAGAGGCUGCAGCAGGCUAAGGCUGUGCUGGCUCAGAGACAGGAGGGUGACUCCAGGAUUGAGGAGCUGAGGGCUCAGGCUCAGAGGCUGGCCCAGCAGGAGGGCCUGGGCAAAGGCCAGAGCACAGACGUACAGCACCUCGUCCAGGACGCCCUGGCCCAGUGGGUCACCUUGCAGCAGGACACUGAGCAGCUGAGCAGGCUUCUGCAGGGUGUUGUGGAGCGGGCCUCGUCCUACCACUACCAGCGGCAGCAGGCUUGUCUCAGGCUGGAGGAGCUCCAGACCCAGGCGGCCGCCACUCCCCGCCUCUUCCCCUGGCCCGGCGGAGUGCAGAGGCAGCAGGCUGCCGAGAAGGCCAGGGCCCUCCUGGGGAGAACCAAAGUCCUAGGGCCGGCGCUGUCCGCCCUGCGGGCCCAGAGAAAGGAGCUGGUCCGUCUGACGCAGGACCCCAGCUGGACGGAGCCUUCUUGGGCCGUUCUGGAGGAUGGCGCCCCUGACCUGAUCAGAGAGCUCAAUGAGUUGUGCGCCAUGUUGGAGAACAGCAUUCAGAAGGAGAAGAGUUGUCAUGACCUACUGCAGCAGUGUGAAGGAGGCCUGGCAUCACUACCGCAGACAAGACUUCAGGCCACAGAUGCACAGAGCCAGAGGGCUCUCACCAAAGCCCCAAUGGUCUUGCAGCAGGCCAUAGAGAAGGUGGACAGGGACCUCCGGGAGGCCACUGCCCUCUCCUCCUCCCUAACAGAGAGCCUGUCUGCAGAGGGUCAGGCCGCCCUCACAGAACAGCUCCACGCUCUCCAGGACUUACGGGCCGCGCUAGAGAGGCCAACCCAAGACAUGCUGGCCAAUAGAGAAGAGCUGCAGGAUGCUAGCAAGAACCAGAAGUUCCUGGAGCAGACCUCCAGCCUGCAGGGGGAGCUGCAGGGCCUAAACGCUGCUCUCGAGCAGGAGCUGAAAGCAGGGGAGAAGCACGAUGGUGUCAGCCAACUCAAGAAGCACUGGGUCAACCUGAAGGCCUUGGAGGCCCAGCAGCAGGACCUGGUCUUGCAUCUCGAGAAGCUGCAGGACUCUGUGAGGUCAGAGGGAGCUGAGAGGCUCCCGUCAGAGGAUGUGGUCUCAGCCCUGGGCACCCUCACCAAGCAGUCAGUCAGCCUCAGCGUCUCUUUCUCGGAGAGUUUGAGAGUGUGUAAGGAGCGAACGGCUCUCAGCGUCCGAGAGUCCACCCAGGCCCUGCGGCUGUGGAGACAGAGCCAGAGCCAGAGCCAGAGCCAGUCACAGCAGCGCCCGGAGACAGCACAGUCCAUAGAGAUGGCACUGGAGGAGGGUAAGGUGCUGAGAAGGAACCUGCAGGGGGCGCUCUCACAAACAGACUUCCUGAACAGCAGCUUGGGGCAGGAGCUAAUGAAAAGCUUGGAAAGGGCGGGCACAGAUGCGCUGACUGACAGCGCCACUCAGCUCUCGGAUCUAUUUCAGAGCCUUCAGUUGACUAAGAAUCCAGUGGAGAGCACGUCACAGAGCCUGUCCACAAAAACUCCACCUAAAGUCUCUGUGCGACUUACCCCGGGGCAGAAAUCUAUUAGGGGUAAUAGUGCACCAGCCAAGAAGAUGGAUAGGGAUGCACAGCAUAUUGAUGUCAGCUUUGAACUUGACACUACUUUGAGGUCAGGCUGUAUUAGCAAGAUGACUCUGGAGCCACGUGGUCAUAUGGAAGAGACCAGUAGUCCUCCAAAGCCUGUGUUCACCAUUGUCUUGGACACAGACCUUGCUAGGCUAAGCCAUAGCCAACCAGAUAUUUCCAUUUCUGGAUCCGAACAGGCUGUUCCUAUUCACCCUGAUGCUGUGACAACUCAGUGCAGAGAAGGCGCAGAUGUUCCAGAGAGUUCGAAACACCAGGAGGCUCGGGGAAAACAUCCACUUGAAUCUACAGCAGGGCAAGAGCCUGAGCUAAGUCAGAAAGCGAAGCCCCCUUCGCCCAGAAAAGUAGCGACCAUUACUUUGGAUGCAGAAUUAUCCCCAAAUGACACUGCAUCCACAGAACGAUCCGCAAAACAGCCUAAACCUGAGCAGUCAGACUACAUAUCUUCCCAUGAAGGGUUUAGUCCUGAUGAAAUUCAGUGCACCAAGCAAGAGCAUAGCACAGUGGCACCAAAUGAGGAAUCUGCACAGGAUGAAAGGGCCAUGCAAAACAAUGAAAGUUUAAGUUUGCUGGGCCAACACACCAAGUCUAAGACCAAGAAGGUCUUUACUAUAGUUCUAGAUGCUGAUGUGUCUAAGGGUGACUCAAUGGACAGUCAAGUCAGAGAAACUCAAAAGAAAGGGAGCUCUGACAUAUUAAUUUGUCCGUCGGAGAAUAGCUCCAGGGAUCCGCAAAAACAUCCAGCUACCCUAGGAUUGCCUGAACACAUCUGGGCCUCUGCAGCAAACAGUGAUGGAGAUGGAUCCCCUGAGUCGAGGUGCUCCGGAGUGGGCCAUGUUAAAAUGAGGCCCUCUGAGAAUGUGCAGUCAAGAGAUGUUGAACUUGAGCACUUAAAGCAUCUGUCAAAGCCACAGGAUAGGCAACAGUCAGUCACCUCAUUGACCUCUCUGGAAGUGACACACAGCAGCAGUAGGCCUCUCAAAGCUGCCCAAAUGCCCCUGGAGUCCAGAGAGUCUGAGCCAGUAUAUACCACUCACACCAUAGACGUCAGUUCACAGCAAGAAAAAGCCUUGGGACAAUCAAAGAGCAUUGGUAUCAACUUAACAGUUACUAAAGUCAAGCAUCGGGGAAAGAAUGUGGAUAAUGUGAAGUCUGAGAAUGUUGAUGCUAAAGGAACAGGCUUCAGAGAAAGCAAGCCGGACGCGCCGGGUCAGGGACCAUCCGUAAAUGUCAAAGUGGCCAGUGUUUCUGUCAGUCAUCAACCCAAUGCUUCUUCCACCAUUGAUGUGAAAGACACAGUUGACUUACAGACUAGUAGUUCAGAACUGACGCAAAUGGGCACGUUACAGAAAGAAAAACCUGACUCCCAGAGGCAGAUCCACACCCAGCUGCCUGAGGAAAUAUCUGCAGUGACCUCCAAAGCAGAAAUGCACUCCCCGGAGGAUAAGGACACUAAUCUACCAGAGAUAAUCUCAGUCCCUGAGGACGAGACUAGGGCCACAAAGCAGAGAAGAGCACCCACGAAAGACCUGGUUGCCGGAGAUGGGGCAGUAGGCAGUACAGCUGUAAAGUUGCCCGAGGGACAAGAACAUGGAGCAAAUCCAUUUGAUAUUCUGUCUGAUGCUGAACCACUGGUGGAGGCUCACCAUCUUCUGGGAGAUGAACCACUGGAGGCCAUCUCGUGCACACACACAGUAGCGGAACCUGAAACUCGACUCGGAAGGAUGGUUCACAGGGUUCUGGACUGCCGGUACCAGCCUGCCCAGCUCAACCCUCAGAUCAUGGCCCUGCAGCUACAGGAAGCCGAGAGCUGCAGACAGUCUGUGCUACAGCAAGUGGCCACUCUGUCUCGCCAGGAUGCACACAGGGACCAGCAGUCUGAGGCUACGCAGCGCAUGGAGGGUCGUUGGAGCGCCGCCCUGCUGGAUGCUUCAGCCACAGUGCAGGUCAAAGAGGCUCAGCACCUGCAGAUCACACAGUACCACCAGCAAACAGAGGCCCUGAGAGCCACCCUACAGAGAUUCACAGCAGAGCUGGAAAUGUUAAGCCUGGAUAAUUUGGGAAGCACUUCCAUUCAAGCUGAAAAAUUGCAGACAUUCCUGAAGUGCAUGGACCAGGAGAAGGGCAAGAUAGGAGAACUGCUGCAGACCUGCUGCCAGGUAUCUGCCCACCUCAGUGAGGCAGAUGGGCCUGUAGCACUCCUUGCUCAGGUAGAAGGCCUUCAAGAGGGGUGGCAGAUAUUACAGGGGACUGCGGACAGAACCCUGAGGCAUGCCAAUGCUUGCACAACUGAGGCCUCUGCUGUACUUCAAGGGGCCAAGGAGCUACUCUGCAAACUGGAGAACGUACAAACAUCCAUGGCUUCGUUACAGUCCUCAACAUCACUAUCAGAUUGCCAGAUGGCCAUACAGCUUACUGUGACAGCUUCAGAACUGAACACAGUUAAAGAGCAAUGCUUUAACCUUCUUGGGAUUUUUGAAGCAUUCAACCGAAGCUUUCUCGGGAAGAAGGAAAAGCAUGAAAUGGAAGAGGCCAUGCUGCACCUGAAGGCACAGUUGGAUCACACUCAGGAGCAGGUCUACAGCAAAACCACUCCUGUUAGUGACCCUUCAGUAGCUAAACUUAUUGAAGUGAUUGAAGACUUUCUUCCGUGGGCUAAACACGUAGAGCAACAAAUCGAAGCAAGGAGAAAAGUAGCCCUGUUCUGUGAACAUGCCCAUCACCAGCCUACCAACAUGAAGAGGCUCCAGUCAGAGGUUUCUGCCAGGCACACCAAAGUCAUGUCUGUAGUGGAGGAACAGAAGGCCUUACUCUCAGGCCUGAAGGAAGGUGAUGUUUCUGUAAUGUUGUCUUUAUUGGAGGAUUUAGAGGAUACCUAUCAAGUUAUUUCAGAGAAGGUCACUCAUGCAGUUGAGGAUUUUGACCAGGCACUACAGUCAAGAGAUAAGAUGUGGGGUCAGAUUUCAAAUGUCAAUACAUGGUUGAUGGCCCACAUAGAGAAGGAAAGUAGCAGGACCAAAGAUUCAAAGCUAAAGGCUAGCGUGGCAGACUUGAAGGUUGGACUACAGUGGCAUAGUGCUACCCUGAAAGAAGCAGAAAGACAAGCUGCUGUCAUCGACACCCUCCUGGAGCAAAGUGUGAUUAUAAUCCCCGACCUUAGCAUUGGAGAGAGCCAUCAUCUCAUUGACAGGCUUUCGAUCCUGCAAGCAGAGGUGUCAGGAGUCGCUAGCUGUGAGCGAGCUGCUUGCUGGGAACUGGAAGAACUUCUCCAUGCCCAGCAAGCCACAGCUGAAGAGCUGGCCACCAUCCAGAAGAGCCUAAAGCAGAUAUCUAUGGAUCUGGAAAGGCAAAGGUUCCCUGUGACUAGUGACUCUUUGUCUGCCAUUGAGCCACUGAGACACAUGCUGGUUGAGCACCAGUGCCAGGCCCAGGAGCUUCAGCACUGCCAGGAGUCUCAGAGGAAGGGGCUGCUGCAGACCAUCCACACCCUUCAGGCCAAGGCAAGGAUGCUUGAUAUCCAAGCCAGGGAACACGAGAAGUACCUGGGCUACAGGAAGCGCAUGGAGGACUCCAGGGAGGCGGUGAAGAGGAGGAUCCCACUGAUGAGCGAUCGGACAGUGGACUGGAGGGAGAGGCUGCAGGUCUGCAGGGCACUUCUGGUGGAGCUUCCCCUGGUAAAGCAACAGGGUCAGCAGGCUGCUGAUCAGCUGGAGGCCAUCUCAGGGGAUGUCUACCCAUCUCAGCUGACCUCCGAGCGGCAGAAAAUCCACCGCACAGUGGAGAACCUGGCCACCUGGGAAUUGACCAUUCACAACGAGCUUUGCAGCCUCGAGCGCAAGUUGUUAGAGGGACUCGAGUACCCAGCAGAUCUCACAGCUAUCGCUAACGUCUUUCACAAAGCCAGACAAGAACUUCAGCGAGCCGUCUGCCUAGAUCCCAACGAGCGAGCCAUUGUGGCUGAGUUGCAGAAGUGUUCAUUGCUUCAGAGGAGAUUGGAGUCCGGUUUGCGAGUGCUGGAGGCUUUGGAGCACAGGAAAGCAGCAGAGGCGGAAGCUCUGCGGGAACUGUCUCACUAUGGAAAGAAGAUCUCAAGAGAUUGUAAUAUCAGAAUGGACAACCUGUCUCAGGCUUGGGAGGCUCUGAAAGACUAUCGGUGGGCGGUCCAAGGAGCUGUCAGAUUCCUCGACGAUGCGGAGCCCAGGCUGCUGUUGGACCUGAGCGGCACCAGAGACUGCCAGGAGGAGAUGAGGGCCACUCAUCAGACCGUAGCUGCCCUCAGGGAUAGCUUCAAGGCUCAAGUGGACCGGCUAGGAAACCUGGUGCCCAAGCAGACUUGCUUUUCCACUGUGGAAACUCAGCAGCUUCACAUCCAGAUCUUAAGUCUGCUGUUGGUGAGAGAGGCCAUGCUGGAAGCCCAGGGCCAGCUAAGGAUGGAGGCUUUGAAGAGGUACGUUGAAGAGCAGAGUAUUCACAAGAAGCAACACUUGGAGAUUCAUGAAGUUUUUCAGAGCUUCGAAUCUCGUCUGAAUGAGUGCCUUUUGCAGAAAGCUACUUCAUUUAAAGAAUGCUUCGAACAGCAGGAGAAGGCCAAGGCCAUGCAAGAGGAGGUGUGGUGCCUGGCUGGCCGGCUGGAGCGGCUGAGAGGGGGCUGCCUGGCGCUGGGCUGCGGGGUGCCGGUGGAGCAGGGCCUGGCCCUGCUGUGGCGGCGGUGGGCCGGACUGAAGCGGCGGGUGGGAGUGCUGAGAGCGCACUUGGUGCAGAAGGACCAGGAGUGGAAAGACGCGGCCCAGAGUAUGGAGAGAUCCAGACUCGCCCUGGGGAGGCUGAGCGGGGAGCUGCCCGAUCCCGCUGCAGUGAGGUGUUCCCUGGAGGACCUGCAGGCCGUGCUGACGCUGUCCGAACACCAGCAAGAGGGGCUGGACCACGAGCAGAAGGCCCUAGCCUCCUCCCAGGCCCUUGUUGUCCGACUCCUCGGCCCCCCCUCACAACGGGACCCUGGGGAACCCAUCCAGAUCUGCGAGGAGCUGCAGAACCUCCAGAGCCACUGCAGGAGCCUCAGGGAGCAGUGCAUGCUGGUCCGACGGACGGCGCUGACGGAGAUCCAGAAGCGGGGUCGGGACCUGGAGGAGAUUGGCGGCGUCCGGCAGAGGGUGGCAUCCCUGCUCACACUACUGAAUGCCCACCGUGAUGCUCCUCACGUACAGGAGGCCAAGGAAGAGCUGAGUACCCAGCGUGCGAAACUCCAGGUGGUCGUCGAGGGCGUGAAGAAACGUUACCUGGAGGUGCCACAGGAUAUCCAGGUCCCACUAGAGGAAGUCACUCUCUCUCUGAAGGAAGUGGAGGAAAAGCUUGCAGUGGCCUCCCAGCAGACCAGCAGCCCCCAGCACAGACUGAGUGACCAGGUCAGAGAGGUCACUGUGGGACUGGGGAAGGUGCAGGUCCUGCUCCAGCAGAGCAGCUCCUCUGUGACAGAAGCUGAAGGCACACUGAAACGCGUGUGGGACAACCUGGACCAGUGGCACUCCCGGCUGGCUGUGCUGGAGUCUGAGGUGCAGGAGGUGGCCAUGGAGGCGCCGGAGAAGGCCCACGCCCUCAUGGACGAGCUCACUGACCCCCUGCAGCUCUACCAGAUAGUGGCCAAGCAGGCAGAGCAGAGGACAACCUUUCUGGGCAAGAUCCCAGCCUGUCUUCAGGAGCAUGAGGACUUGCUCAUCAGCGCAGCCCACUGGGAGGAUGAGGCAAAGGCGUGGCUGAACACCCCCCGCACAUACACCAGUGCUAGGUGUCUGCAUGACCACGCUGUCUCCCUUCAGAUGGUUCUGGAUGAUUCUGAGCGAAUCAGGGCAGCGCUGGACGCCUUUGUGCCUGUCAUGCAGGAGAUCUCACCUGUGUGUGACACGGACUCUAUGCAGGAGCGCCUGAGGAAGACCCUCCAACACGUCUCACACAUGCAGCAAAGCGUCCUGGAACCUCUCGCCCAGCUCCAACAUUUGUCAGAGGAGGUGGAUGCCAUGGAAGCAGAGGUCAAAACCAUGGAGAAGAACAUCACCAAGAUCAACGCCAUCUUAUCCAGCAUCGACGCAGAGAACGCACCUAGGGAGGAGCAGCUGCGAUACUGUCACGUGAUCCUGGAGAACAUCCGCUCCAUGAAGAGGACCCUCACCGAGAUCGAGCAUUACAGGACGGACCUGGGGCUGCCCAGCGGAGCCGAAGACACCCUGGUGGUUUUUCAGCGAAACCAGAACCUCCAGCAGCCCAUGCAGGAGCUGGAGGAGCGUACCCAGGAACAGAGCACCAUGCUGGAGGAAGCACUUGGGAUGUCCUUGGAGCCAAGUCAUGAUCAUAUUGCCCUCAAAGCAGAGGCAGCAUGGUUCCAUCCAGCUCUCCCCGCUCUCAGCAGUGAGGACCCAGAUGAAACAUUCAGAGAUGAUCAGGGUUUCGAAACAACUUCUCCCACAGUGGCCAUGGCAACUGUCACACAGGAUUCAACUCCCAGAGCCAGUCAGCUGGUAUCUAAGGAAACGGCCUCAGUAAUGGGGCCAUCUGAGGACAUCACUAAGGAGAUGGUAUCAUUAUCUUCAAAGGCACCAAUGACUUCUGUCAAAACCUGUGACAACACUGAGAGAGAGAGAGCUGCAGACAUUGGCGGUGACUUGAAGGCUAUUAAGCUUAUCAGUGAGGCGAAUGGGGAGGCCAGUACAGAGCCAGGAAGUGUUUUCAAGGAGCCUGAACCAGUUUUGAAAGAUUGGGAUUUCAAGGAUUUCCUAUCAGUAACUAAGGAACCCGGUUCUGAAAUAAUGGAGUCAAAAUCAGUUACCAUGGAGUGCCCAUCUAUUAUUGAUAAUGCUGAGGAAGUAACUAAGGAUUCAGCAUCAACAGCCAAGGAGUUAGCAUCAGUCACCAAGCAGCCAGACAGUGUUCUCUCUUCCCCUGUAAGCUUGGCUCCUGGUGGUAAACUAAUGGCAAAGACCAGUGUGACUGAACCUCAGAUGAAAUCAUCAGUGGUUGGUGGUGUACCCCAGGGUGUGCCAACAGAAUCACAGAGUGCCAGACUACUGCAUGGCCAGAACAUCUCUGCCUCCUCAGAGGCUACAGAGAGGAUUGCUGAACCACCUGAGACAUAUCCAACAGGCCUGACACAUCCCGACAUCAGGACAAGAGAGCCUGAGGAAGUCUCAAGUUUGGGUUUGCAGCAUGGCCUGAAGGAACCAGCGGAUCUGAGUCAGGAAGCUGUGAGCAGCACCGACAGCAGGGUGAAUGUCAAGAUGAUGGUUCCCAUCCAGCAAAAAGCUUCUGCAAGGCCACAGACUGCUGCUGAUAGUAUACCUGCCCAGCCUGAGGAGGGCGCUGCAGCCAAAGGAGAACUGGUACUCCUUCUCAGCAGCCUAUCAGGAAAGCAGGUCCUGGAGAGCCCAGUUUUCAUGUUACAGGAGGUCGUGACCGAACAAACUGACCCCAGCAGAGUCGCAGCAGACCAUCCCAGCCUUCAGAGUUCGUCUGGCAGAGAGUUGACCUCUCUGAUAGGUCGCACUGGGGCCGCCGGGUCAGACGUGGAGCUGCAGGCCUGUGCCGAGGCCCUCCUGAGGAAUCUGUCCACACUGCUGCAGCUGGGCAGCCAGCGUCUGCAACGCAGCCAGGACACCAAGCUUUGCAGUCGCAGCCAGCUGCAGCCUCUGCUCAGCAGACACAAGAAGUUCUUUCAGGAUGUGGGGCGCCAUUGGGCCGUGCUUCAGUGCAUGUCCCAGCGACUGCCACCAGGGGCGCUGCAGAGCCUGGCUGAGCUGGAGGAGCAGGUGGGAGCGCUGCAGAGACAAGCUGUGGACCAGGGCAGCCAGAUGCACAGAAACCUGCAGGAGUGGACCCAAUGGGAGGAGGCCAGUGGGAGGCUGGCCCGGUUGCUGGAUGAGCUAGAUGAGCUGGAGACCAGCAUGGCCAGCGAGGGCCCCCACCUGGAGCCCGAGGGCCAGCUGCAGGAGAGGGCCGCCGCCCACCAGCAACUGUGGCAGCUCCUGGAGGAGAGCAGGCCAGAGUUAGGACUGGUCUUAGAUCAGUGCCGGGUCCUUGGGAACAGGGGCUGCUACCCUCUGGGCGCGACCACCACUGUGCCGGGAUCAGGUCUGGAGCUGCGCUGGGCCUCGGUGCACAGGAGGCUACAGAUGGAGGAGACGCACUCAGAACAGAUCAGGAAGCAUUGGGACAGGUUCCAGAGAGACGUCCAGGCCCUGGAGGAGUGGUUGGCCAGAGCCAAGGAUCAGCUGCAGGCGUGGGGGUGCCGACCAGACUCGGAGCCCCAGGAACUCAGUUGGACCCAGCUUACUCAGCUCAUGGGCCUCUCUCAGCAGGCCGAGGUGCGCUGUGCCCAGUGGGCCUCUGCCCGUGACGUGGGCACGCAGCUGCUGCAGCUGAUGGACAGUGAGGCCCCGCACCUACAAGAACGCCUGGCACAGCUGGAGCAGAGCUGGGCAGACGUGACGUCCGCUCUGCCAGCGCUCCAGAGCUGGGUGAAACAGAUCCUGCCUGCACUGCCUCCCUGUGAACUGCUGUCACACCUCAGCGCUUGGCUGAGUAACAUGGAGAAGAGACUGGAGGAGGAGGAGGAGGAGGAGGAGGAAGGGGAGAAAUCCCACAAGGCCGUGGAUGCAGCCGGACACUCCAGCCGACUCAAGUGCUGCCAGGAUGGUAAAGCUGAGAUGUCCAGUCACCAGGCGUGCAUGGACCACCUGAGCCAGCUGGUGGAGGAGGCGGGGCAUGUGAAAAACGAGGCUGACAGGGCGGAGCGGACACACCUGGCUGAGCAGGUCGGAGCUCUUCACCUGCGCUGGCUACUGGUGCAGGCCAAGGCAGACCAUCAGUCUCGGCAGGCAGAGGACCUGCUGCAGGUGUGCAGUCAGAGGGAGGGUCGUCUGCGCCGUCUGCGCACCUGGGUGUCAGUGCAGAGGGAGCGGCUGAGUGGGUAUGAGACACCAGACAGCUGCUUCCACAUUGAGAUGGCCCUGAAGGAGCUUGAGGACAUUGAGGAGAGACUAAAGCUGAAGUCCACGGAGGUGCUGGAGUUGAAGGCCAUACGUUUGUCUGAAGAUCAGGAGCACCCCAGUGACCAGGCAUUCUAUGCCCAAGUGGAUGAUGUCCUGCAGGACCACGCUGUUCUUACCCAACAGGUGGAUACCAUCAGACCCUUCCUGCAGCAGGUCAGGGAUCAGUGGGUCGGGUUUGAGAGGGAGCUGGCAGAAGCCACGCUGGUCACCACCAGGACUCAGUACAGUCUGGGCCAGCAGCGGACACCAUGCCUGUACCUGCAGGAGAGCAGCAACCACAUGGACCAGAUGCAGGCCCUGCAGGAACAGGUAGAGAAGGGUAUGGAGCUGUGGUCGUCUGUGGACGGGACCCUCCUCAGCCUGAGCAAGAGAGUGAGCCCUGGUGCUGCCCGCCUCUUGACGGAGAGAGUAGAGACGCAGAGAGCACGGUGGGUGUCGGCAGUGGAGGCGACGAGGGAGGAGUGCCAGCGUAGCCAGGCGCAGCUGCAGCUCUGGCGGGAGUACGGACGUCUGACGGGCGUCUGCUCGAGCCGUCUCACCCAGCUCUGGGAGCAGUACAGGGGCCCAGCGGGUCAAACCCCUGCGGAUGGAGCGGGAGACCCCGCGGAGCACAUCCAAGCCAGCCUGGAGUCCAUCAGGGAUGUGGAGCUGGGAAUGGAGGGUUUGCAGGGCAGUGUUGGGGAUGUUCUAGAGGCGGCCAAGCUUCUCAUUGGCCAGAUAAAACCCCAAGGAGCGGCUUUGAUUCAAUCCGAGACCAGGUUAUUGUCACGUGACAUUGUCCACUUGGGCCAAGCACUUAUUAUGAGACGGGAACAUCUUCAGGAGGACUUGGACCAGUAUCAGAACUUCAGCAGCAGCCUGGAGUCUCUUGAGCUCCACCUCAGGGGCUUUGAGAGUGGGCUCCUCAGACCCAACUCCAACCUGGAUGACAUGAAGAGGGGUCUCCUGGAGCUGAGUGGCCUGGCCCCUGACUUGGGAGCUCUGAAUGAGCUGAGUCUCGGCCUCCGUCUCAGUGAGACAGCCGAGGGUCGGCUCAGGGCCCUCAACGGGCAGUGGCUGCAGGUCUUCACCCAGGCCACGGACAGAUACAGGGAGCUGUACGGCACGCAGCUGUCUACCCUGAGCUUUGAGCGGAGGUGUGAGGACUGGUUCGCCCUCCUGGAGAAGAUGGAGAGUGACCUGGCCACAGGCGUCUCUCCCACCCAGCCAGCCAUCCGAGAGCAGCUCACUCUUCACCAGAAGCUGAAGGUGGAGAUGUUUGCUGGGCAGCAGCUUCUCCAGUCAGUGGUCAGUGAGGCGCUGCAGCUCCUGGAGAGUGGUCCGUCCGGCGACAGUGGCUCCGUUGUUGGCGACUUUGUCUUUAGGUUGACGGAAAAUCAGGAGCGCUGGCAGGAAACCUUGCAAUUGGCCCAGAGGCGCAGCACGCUGCUGCAAGGGCUGAUGGGACGGUGGAGGCUCCUGUCCAGCGGUCAGAGGAGGCUCUGGAGGCUGCUGAGUGACCUGGAGACUCUACUGCCCCCUGCUGGUCUGGCGGCAUGUAGUCUACAUCAGCUCCGAGAUGUCAUACAUGACUUUGAGCGGGCUCAGGAGGAGCUCCAGGCCUACAGGGGGCGAUACGCCCAGGUGAUGGAGGCCGGAAGAGAGCUUGUCUCCAGGCUAGACGGACAGAACCAGAGCCAGAGCCGGACUCAGUGCCACGUGCAGGAGGACCUGGACACCCUGAGGAAGUCCUGGGAGGACACCCAAAGACUUCUGGGAGUCAGGAAGGCCCUGGCUGAAUCUGUCAUUCUGACGUGGAAGCGUUGUGAGGCAGGGCUAGCUGAUGGCGCACAAAAGCUGGAGGAGAUCAAAGCCAGACUGGAGCAGCCUCUGCCAGAGAAUCUGGAGGAGUUGCGCAAAGAGGAGACACUCUCCAAGGGGCACCAGGAGGCUCUGGAGGUGUGGGGAGGACGGCUGAGGGAGCUGGCCACCAUGAAGACGGACGCAUCGCAGUAUGUGCUGCCCGGGGACACCGCGCUGCUCCAGGCCCAGCUGGACCAGCUGAGCGGACACUGGGAGGAACUCUGCCUGAAGGUGUCCUUGCGUAAGCAGGAGAUCGGCGACCGCCUCCACGCCUGGGUCAUCUUCAACGAGAAGAACAAGGAGCUGUGCGAGUGGCUGGUGCAGAUGCAGGGCAAAGUGUCUCACAGCGGGAUGAACCUCAGCAUCGAGGAGAUGGUGGAGAAACUCAAGAAGGAUUGCAUGGAGGAGAUCAACCUCUUCAGUGACAAUAAGAGCCACCUUAAGCAGCUGGGCGAGCAGCUCCUGUCUGCCAGUGAUAAGACCAAGGAGGCGGAGAUCCACGGGACGCUCCGCGACGUCAACGCCCGCUGGCAGGACCUCUUCGAUCACAUCGAGGCCAGGGUGAAGAAGCUGAAGGAGACCCUGGUGACGGUGCAGCAGCUGGACGGCAGCAUGAACGGCCUGCGGACCUGGCUGAGCCACGUGGAGAACCAGCUGGCCCAACCCGUCCUCUACAGCGCCUGCCGCCGCGAGGAGAUCCAGAGGAGGCUGGCAGAGCAGCAGGAGCUGCAGUGGGACAUUGAGCAGCACACUGACAGCGUGACGUCGGUGCUGAAUCUGUGCGACACGCUACUGCGCAACGAGGACGCGUGCGAGAGCAGUGGCGGCGAUGACGAUGACGACGGUGACUCCAUCCAGCAGACCACACGCAGCCUAGACCAGCGCUGGAGGAACAUCUGCUCACUCUCACUGGAGAGGAGGCUCAGGAUUGAGGAGACGUGGAGGUUGUGGUGCAAGUUCAAGGACGACUACUCGCGCUUCGAGAACUGGCUGAAGGAGGCAGAGCACGUCGCCGCCAGCCCCAACUCAUCCGACGUCCUCUACGCCGACGCCAAGGAGGAGCUCAAGAGCUUUGAGGGGUUCCAGAGGGAGGUCCACGAGCGCCUCCCCCAGCUAGAGGUCAUCAACCACCAGUACCGGCAGUUGGCUCGGGAGAACCGCACCGACUCAGCCAGCCAGCUGAAGGCCAUGGUCCGCAUGAGCAACCAGCGCUGGGACGCGCUGCAGAGGAGGACGGCGGCCAUCUUGCGCAGGCUUAGGUACUUCACGGCCCAGAGGGAGGAGUUUGAGGGCACAAGGGAAGGCCUGCUGGUCUGGCUGACGGAGCUGGACCUCCAGCUGACCAACGUGGAGCACUUCUCUGAGAGCGACAUCCACGAGAAGCUCAAACGCCUCAAUGGCUUCCAGAAGGAGAUCACCCUGAACACCGACCGCAUCGACGCGCUCAUCGUGUUCGGCGAGGCGCUGAUCCAGUGCAGCUGCCCGCCGGACGCGGCGCACAUCGAGGACGAGCUGGUGGAGCUGCACACCUACUGCCAGGAGGUGUUCCGCCGCGCCGCCCGGUUCCACCAGCGCCUCACCAACCCGCACCCUGAGUUGAAGGAGGAGCCGGAGCUCCAGCAGGCCUCUGCAGGGCCGGUGCCUGGACAGGAUGCAUCCUCCGUGGGGGAGCCCUCCUCCGCCCGUCCCCCCGUCUGCCUGGUGGCUCCGCUCCUGGAGCGUUCGGGCCGGGAGACCCCCGUGAGCGUGGACUCCAUCCCCCUGGAGUGGGACCACACUGGGGAUGUCGGGGGCUCGUCCACGCAUGAGGAGGACAAGGAGGGGACGUACUACAGCACCCUCUCAGAUGUGGACGUGACUGAGAGUGCAGAGGCGUUCAUAAGGGCCACUGCCCCCUCGCUGGGAGAGACUUCGGGUCCAGGCAGGUCCCUGGCUGAGGCUCAGAUCUGGCACUCUCAAGACUCCCAACUGGACCUCACUGACAGCACCAGCCACACACCCACCCAAACCAGCACACCCUACAAACAGGGAUAUGUUCGUCUGAUGUCGGCGUGCAGCGGCAGCAUCAAGAGUGUGAAGCGCGUGUCUCUGAUCCUGGAUGACGAGGAGCAGCAGGAGGAGCAGGGCCUCACCGGCCUUACCACUGCAGACAAGCAGUCAGGAGUGAUUGAGCGCUGGGAGUUGUUGCAGGCUCAGGCCAUGAGCGAGGAGCUGCACAGCCAGAGAGACACCCAGCAGAUGACCUCUGACCUCAGUGACAUCACCGCCUGGCUGGGCCAGGUGACCCCUGAGCUGCAGCGACUGCAGAAGCCUGAGCCCGACGCCACCAUCCAGGCCAUGGAGGCCAAGGUCAGACAGCUCAAGGAGAUGCAGAAGACCUUUGCCCGCUACAAGGCCAUGAUGCUGUCUCUGAACCUGGGCGGCCAGCAGCAGGGUGAGAGCCCAGGGAGGCUGCAGGAGGCUCUGCGGUCCAUGAACCAGGGCUGGACGGAUGCCUGCGCCUACCUGGAGGACUGGGAGAGCAGCUUGCGCAUGACACUCAUGCGCUGCCAGGAGUUCCAUGAGACGCUGCACGCCCUGCUGCUGUGGCUGGCCCAUGCAGAGAGCAGACGCUACACCGUAAACAUCCACGACGAGUCCACCCCACUGGCCGUCCUACACGACCACAAGGCCACGCUAAAGGGCCUGGAGGAGGAGCUGCUGGUGCGCCAGAAGCAGGUGGGUUCAUUGCAGGAGCUCACAGCCCAGCUGCUGCCGGAGGCAGACGGGGAGGACAGCAUCGAGGCCCGAGAGAAGCUGCACGUCAUCGGCAACAAGCUACGCCUGUUACUGCGGCAGGUAGGCCAGGACCUCGGCACCCUGCAGAAGAGACAGGACUCUGCUGAACCCCUGCUACAGAGCAGGCAGCUGGCAAGACUCCCCGGAUCCAAGGAGCCCACGGAUGAAGCAGGAAGCAGACGGUCGUCAGCAGACGGCAGGGCGGAGAAGCGUGAUCCGUCCCCGCAGCGCUCCUUCUUCCAGCGCGUGCUCCGCGCCGCCUUCCCCCUGCACCUCCUCUUCCUGCUCCUGCUGGUGAUGGCCUGCCUGGUGCCGCUGUCCGAGGACGAUUACAGCUGCACGCUCGCCAACAACUUCGCCCGCUCCUUCUACCCCAUGCUGCGCUACACCAAUGGCCCACCGCCCACGUGACGCGCGCACACACACACACACACACACACAACACACACACACGUGUAUACACGUUAUGUGUAUAUAGUUAAGUGCACAAAAAUAAACACAUUAUCUAUAUACACACACACAAAUAUAGACUGAUACUCAAGCACAUAUGCAUGCACACACAUACACACACACACACACACACACACAAUGACCAAUUGGCUGGCCUGCUUCCAAAGCUGACCCAUCCAGACUUUCUGGCCUCUCCAAAGAGAGUAGAAGAGAACACUGCUACUGUCCCAAAAAAAGAGAGAGAGAACUUAUUUUUAAAACACCUGUUAUUUAUGCAUUUAAAUUUUUUGUAUUAUUUAUUCCCUGAGAGAGAAAAAAGCCAUACUACUGAAUUAACUUUGAUGUAACUUUUCUUCAGACACUUUGUGAGGAAUUUUGUAAUAAUUAAUGUUGUGCAAGCUUUAUCUAGCAAGGCUGAUUUUGUUUGUUUGUUUUAUUUGAAUUGGUUUUCUUUUGUAGCUCCAGUUCACUUCUAUCUGAAUCACUGACAGUAUAAAAAAAGCAACAUAAUUUUAUUGUAAUUGUGAAACGUGAAACAAGCACAGCAAGAACUAAGGUCCUGAUGUAGUUAUUUUAUUUUAUUUUCUGGAACUGCGGUGCCUGCUUCAUCCUCUUCUGUAGAUGCUGUAAAACAGAAGUGUGUUAAGAUGAAUGGGGCCACUGGUUAAUAACUAUGAUCUAGUGAUGGACAGGGACAUGAAAGAAACACGUCAUUUAUGAAUUUUGUUCUUUUAGCUGCGUUGUCACACAACUCAAACCUAUCUGAAGUCAUUUUCAUUUAUCACAGAUUGGAACUUGGUAUCUUUGUCUUAGUUCAAUAUACUGAGGUACAACAGUGUUUUCGCUUAGCGGCGAGCAGUUCAGCUUGGUUUCGUAUUUGAUGUAUGUCUGGUUUUGUUGUGUAAAUAGUAUUUCCUUGGUGACCAUGCAGGGCACUGUUGAGUGGGACGCCUUGGCCGUCACACACACACACACACACACACACACACACACACACACACACACACACACAAAAACGACUUUUGAAUGCCUAUUUAAGAGAGCAAUUGGUGUGUCCAGCAGCCAACAAUAAACAUGGUUUGUCAUUUUCAA